Molecule: messenger RNA, 754 nt
Organism: Lathyrus oleraceus (garden pea)
Lineage: Eukaryota; Viridiplantae; Streptophyta; Magnoliopsida; Fabales; Fabaceae
Product: zinc finger protein GIS2-like
Exons: 6
Coding region: 1-510 (169 amino acids)
Molecular function (GO): nucleic acid binding; zinc ion binding
Source: RefSeq, a predicted model, not a curated record
AUGUUUCUUUUCUAUCAGCGGGGUCUAAGAUAUUUUGACCCUCCAGAUAGUAGUUGGGGAGCAUGCUAUAAUUGUGGCGAGGAAGGUCAUGCUGCUGUAAACUGUACAGAAGCGAAGCGGAUGAAACCGUGCUAUGUAUGUGGUGGUUUGGGACACGUUGCAAAGCAAUGUACUAAGACGAAUUGCUAUAUCUGUAAGAAAGGUGGCCACCGUGCCAAAGAUUGUCCAGAGAAGCACAUGUCGGCACGUGUUCCUAAAAGCUUAACGGUGUGCUUGAAGUGUGGGAAUUCUGGGCAUGAUAUGUUUUCAUGCAGGAAUGAUUAUUCACCGGAUGAUCUCAAGGAGAUUCAAUGUUAUCUCUGCAAGACAUUUGGCCAUUUGUGCUGUGUCAAUACUGCUGAUGCAAUACUGGGAGAAAUUUCUUGUUACAAAUGUGGUCAGAUGGGUCAUACUGGUUUGAUCAAUAAAAGUGUUCCGAUCUCAAAGACAAGCUCGAGUACCACGUACUAAAUCCAGCAACAUUACGUGGAUAAAAGUGCAGUGUCCUCUACAGCGCAACGGUAUCGAUUGCGGAUACUUUGUAAUGAGGUUUAUGAGGGAAAUCAUUAAUAUGAAUCAAAUAGAGAUUCCAAUCACGUACUUUGAUGAAUACAAGUGUGCUCAUUACACGAGACUGCAGUUGGAACAAAUCAAGGAGGAAUUGUGUCAAUAUUUUAUUGAGAAAAGAUUAAUUAGUAUAUAAUGGUUUCAAAAU